Rubroshorea leprosula is the source of this 1735-nucleotide messenger RNA. The record is from the annotation of a GenBank genome assembly. NCBI's taxonomy places the organism in Eukaryota, Viridiplantae, Streptophyta, Magnoliopsida, Malvales, Dipterocarpaceae.
AAAGCACUUCCUUUUGUGUUUUUGGAUUUCUGAUUCCGACCCACGGUUUAAUCUCCGGUCCGGCGGACCCCAAAGAUAUAGAUCGGAGAAAAUGAUUGAGAAGUGUUUGGGAGUUCAGAGAUCUAGAAAGAUCCACAGAGCUCUCCGUCACUGUAAGGUCACCGUCCUCUGUCUCGUCCUCACCGUUGUUGUGCUGCGUGGUACCAUCGGCGCCGGUAAGUUUGGUACCCCAGAGCAGGACUUCAACGAGAUCCGUGACCACUUCUACUCUCGCAAGCGUGCCGAGCCGCAUCGUGUUCUUGAGGAGGUGCAAACGACGUCGUCGUCGUCGUCGGUUUCGGAGGCAAAGUCCGACGCCGACAGCAAUAACUAUAAUGCGUUUGAUAUCAACAAGAUAUUGAUAGAUGAGGAGGCCGGCGACUCGAAACCUGACCCUAACCAGCCUUACUCUCUCGGGCCCAAAAUCUCAGAUUGGGACGAGCAGCGAGCGAAAUGGCUUAAAGAGAACCCUGAUUACCCGAAUUUUCUUGGUCCGAACAAGCCGCGGGUUCUGUUGGUCACUGGGUCGUCGCCGAAACCAUGUGAGAACCCUGUCGGUGACCAUUACCUGUUGAAAUCUAUCAAGAACAAGAUCGAUUACUGUAGGUUACAUGGGAUCGAGAUAUUCUACAAUAUGGCGCUUCUAGAUGCGGAGAUGGCGGGUUUCUGGGCCAAAUUGCCGUUGAUUCGGAAGCUUUUGCUGUCACAUCCGGAGAUUGAGUUUCUGUGGUGGAUGGAUAGUGACGCUAUGUUCACUGAUAUGGCGUUCGAACUUCCAUGGGAGAGGUACAAAGAUGCCAAUUUGGUGAUGCACGGUUGGAAUGAGAUGGUGUACGAUCAAAAGAACUGGAUUGGGUUGAACACUGGGAGUUUCCUGCUGAGGAAUGGGCAGUGGGCUCUGGAUCUUCUUGACGUUUGGGCACCCAUGGGUCCUAAGGGAAAAGUUAGAGAAGAGGCUGGAAAGAUUCUGACCCGGGAGCUCAAGGAUCGACCUGUUUUCGAAGCUGAUGAUCAGUCAGCAAUGGUUUAUUUGCUUGCUACACAGAGGGAAAAGUGGGGUGAUAAGGUGUAUUUGGAGAGUGCUUACUAUUUGCACGGUUAUUGGGGGAUUUUGGUUGAUAGAUAUGAGGAAAUGAUUGAGAAUUACCAUCCCGGUCUGGGUGAUCAUAGAUGGCCAUUGGUGACUCACUUUGUGGGAUGCAAGCCAUGUGGAAAGUUUGGAGAUUACCCUGUUGAGAGGUGUCUGAAGCAGAUGGAUAGGGCGUUUAAUUUUGGUGACAAUCAAAUUCUUCAGAUAUAUGGGUUCACACACAAGUCUCUGGCUAGUAGACGGGUGAAGAGAGUUAGAAAUGAGACUGGCAAUCCGCUUGAGGUGAAAGAUGAACUUGGAUUGCUUCAUCCAGCUUUCAAGGCAGUUAAGUUAUCUUCUUCUUGAAGACCAAUAGUCUUUGCUGCCAAAAUGGUAAGAUGUAAUGUGCAAUGUUUUGUAUGAAAUGCUUAUCUUUCCUAUGUGCUAGGUGCAGCAUUAGUAUUCUUUUGUUCCUUACUUUGCUUAAAUUAUAAGUCUGUAAUGCUUCCAAAGGGAACAGCGCUCAUUAUUUCGUUUGCAGCUAUUCAAUUUUGUAAAGUCUCAGAAAAUUUCAUUCUGUCAAUAGUAUGUUGUGGUAAUACUUGAUUGCUUAGACCUGUUUACAAC